AUGGUGGCCCAACUGUUAGGGCUGGCCUUUCUGUUUCUACCUACCAGUCUGGUCACUUUGACAACAUAUGCGGUGGAGAUUAAUCAGAACUGGGAGGUGGUGUACCGGGACACCAGUGUGUAUGGAGUGGUGGGCAAAGCGGUGAUCCUCGAGUGCGGUCCCACCUUACCUGACAUGUACAUAUGGAGCUUCACCAAGCCUGGUACUGAAGCUAUAAAAGCUGUGGUCUAUGAUUUGGGCAAAGGGACGAAGAUCCAGAAGCUGGCCGAGAGCCUCGGACAGCUGACGGUGAUCUCAAACAGCGCAGCUGUGAGCAUCGAGAACCUGCCUCUGGCUGCACACGGCCUGUUCACCUGCCAGGCCUUCUAUGACAUAGAACAGGAGCCCAAAGUGUACUACUACUACGUGCACCUGACUGUCAGAGUUCAUACAGGGGUUAUUGUCUUUGUAAAAACAUCAACAUGUGUGACUUUGGUCCUGACUGCAGUUCCUGUCAGUAAACCUUACCUCCUGAUGAGUGAUGCAUCCCCAGUGGAAGGAUCUACCAUGUGGAUGCGUUGCAAUCUGGAAAACGGAACUGGACCAAUCCAUUACGUGUGGAAACAUGAAACCCGCAACGGAAACAUCACGGUUUUCGCACAGGGCAACACCAGCCUUAUUAACGUGACCGACGUCAACCGCAACCACACCGGCUGGUACCGCUGCGUGGCCAGCAACGCCGUCAACAGCGAGAGCUCCAGCCGGCUGUGGCUGGACACCAUCUUUGGCCCAGACAUUCCUCAGAUAGAUGUGACUCCAUACAGUUUGACGGAGAGGGGAUAUUCAGCCUUGGAGAGAGAGACUGUUUCUUUACUAUGUCAAGCCCAGUCCAACCCAGCCAGUCAAUACGUCUGGUUCUACAACAACUCCCAGGUCUACACCGGGCCACAGUUCACCAUCACCAAGAUCCUACGCAUGCACACUGGCGACUAUGCCUGCUUGGCGCAGAACACCUACCUCAACACCCGCUCCAAAAAAACCAUCAGCCUGACUGUCUACUACCCACCUGAUGGCUCACCCUCCUGUUCUAUGGAGCCGGCUCUGAAUCACACUUCUCUCAGAUUGCUCUGCUCCUGGCCCGGUGGAUUCCCCUCCCCCUCCCUCCAGUGGACCGGAGACCUGCAGCAAGUGGGAUACGACGAAGAUGACACAGGGCAGCAAACAAAUCCAUCAACCAACACUGCCAUCUUGCUGUCGACCGAAGGCUUGACUUCCAACAACAGCUUGUUUACAUGCACAGGCUCACACCUGGCACUCAAACAGCCGACAGCAUGCAGCGCACGCACAUAUAUUCCCCCUGCAGAGCCAGUGUGUUUUGCCUUCGUGACAAACAACAAAGAAUAUCUGAUGCUCUCCUGCUCCUGGGAUGGUGGGGCCCCAAAGGCCUUGGUGUGGUGGGAGGGCCCGGGUGGCCAUGGCAAAAGUGGGGAAGAAAAUUCUAACAUAUUGAUCCUACGCUAUGGCACAGCUCAGGACGGGAAACCCUACACCUGCCAUGCUAAGCAUCCCCUUCUGGUCCAGACCAAGACCUGCAGGCUUACACUGGAGGCUCCUGUACUGCAGACGCAGCGCAGAGUUGUGGCUGUGUAUGAGGGAAGUGAUGUUCAGCUCACCUGCAACCUGAGAGCCAACUACCUUCCUGUCAAUGAAAUCACCUGGUUUAACAAUCAGGGUGUGGACGUCCAAGACACUUUUAAGUACACACUGUUGCGAACAUCUGCGUGGGCCAAUCUGACAGUUAGAGACACACGAGAGGCUCAAGACAGCGGCGAGUACAGGUGCUCCACUUCCAACGCAGUGGGAGGAACUGAAAUCACUGUCACUUUAGUGGUCAAGAGGCACCCCAUGCCACCCAAUGCAACUCUGGUCAAAGUGAUGUACACCAGCCGGCAGCGUAAUGAGGUGGAGCUGGAGUGGCAGAUAGAGAAUGAACAAGAAAGAGGUUUGACAGGCUUCAUCCUGGAGUACAUGUGGGUGUCAGAGCGACCGGGAAGGAGAGCCAGCAUCAAUGUUUCAAAGGAGGAGACGGAGGAGAGGAUCAGUCCACCAGUUUGGUACAGUAGCAUCAUCCAGGACCCAGACACAAGGAGUCAUACAGUAGGAAGACUGACACCGACUGUUACCUAUAAGUUUCGCAUCACACCAGUCAACUACCGCACCCUCGGACACCCUUCUGCAGAAAAGACUCCAGCGGAACCUCGCUACAACAUGUACCCUGCUGUGAUCGGAGCAGCUAUAGGUGGGAUGCUGUUUGCAGCCAUUGUCACGGCGCUGCUGCUUGUGUUCAUAAUUCGCAACCGCAACAACAACCCUCGACUACAUGACAUGCUGUUUGGUUUGCAGCACAGUCAGUCGAGGGAAAACAUCAACUUUCCUGAAGAUGAAGUGGUGGGCGGCUCAGAGGGAGGAAUAGAGGAUACAGGUGGAUCAGCCAGUCCAGGCAAGAUAGAGUCACUUCAAACUCAAUUCAUUCAAACUUAAAGCUGGAUUGUCUGUGUAGAUUCUCAGUCAUCCAGGUCAUCUUGCAUAGAGGAGCUCAAGUUGGGCAACUGGGCUUCAAUUUAAAAGACUUUUCAUCUCUCAUCCGACUAUCUAUCUAUCUUCGAUUAACUGGACAGAACUGAUUUAAUACCUGGG
Molecule: messenger RNA, 2676 nt
Organism: Scatophagus argus
Lineage: Eukaryota; Metazoa; Chordata; Actinopteri; Scatophagidae
Product: V-set and immunoglobulin domain-containing protein 10-like 2
Exons: 11
Coding region: 1-2520 (839 amino acids)
Molecular function (GO): protein binding
Source: RefSeq, a predicted model, not a curated record